Molecule: messenger RNA, 1527 nt
Organism: Protomyces lactucae-debilis
Lineage: Eukaryota; Fungi; Ascomycota; Taphrinomycetes; Taphrinales; Protomycetaceae
Product: glucosidase II beta subunit-like-domain-containing protein
Exons: 1
Coding region: 1-1527 (508 amino acids)
Biological process (GO): N-glycan processing
Cellular component (GO): glucosidase II complex
Molecular function (GO): protein binding
Source: RefSeq, a predicted model, not a curated record
AUGAAACACCUGCUGGCCCUGGCUGCUGCAGGCCUAGCACUCUCCACGACUGCAACAUCUAUACGAGGUCUCGAUUCAUCCAAAGCCGCCUUCUACAAACCAUCACAGGCAAACACAUUCCGCUGUUUGGAUGGCAGCAAAGUGAUUCACUUCAACAAGAUCAAUGACGACUACUGCGACUGUCCUGAUGGCUCUGAUGAACCUGGCACGUCUGCCUGUCAUAAUGCUUCCUUUUACUGCGAGAAUGUCGGACACACGCCAGCACGCAUUCCAGCGCGCAAUGUGAAUGAUGGUGUUUGCGAGCCUGCUUGCUGUGACGGCAGCGACGAGUAUGGUGGUCUGACACAGUGUCCGAAUACCUGUGCUGCACUCGCAAAAGAAGCAGCCAUUGUGGCAGCGGCAAGGGAGGAAAUUCGAACAACCGGUGCAGCGCAACAAGAAGCAUGGUCGAAAGCUGGCCGUGCACAGCGUACGGCCAUGGAAGCAUCGCUCGUGCAAAAGCAGGCUGCGUUGUCGCUUGCGAGGGAGAAGCUGAAGCAUGCUGAAGAUGCACUGGAGAAGGCUAAAGCAACGGCCCCUAUUGAGGUCUUCACGACGGGAUCGCCAGCUUUCGAGGAAGCACGCGUUGCUGUGGAGCAACAAGUCACGCAACUCAAGGAAGCGGUCGAGGGGCUUCAAGGAAAAGUCAAGGCGCAGCAAGAACGUAUUGCAGCGCUCGAAAGCAUCUUGUCCAACUUGAAGGUCAGCUACAAUCCAAACUUCCAAGACAUGGCCGUGAAGGGUGCUGUCAGUGCAUUUGAUGAACUUGCAGCCAUUGAAGAGUCCACUUUUCCGAAUGAGGCGACCUUGCCCGAGUUGUUGGCAGACUCGACCGUGCUCCCAACAGAGGUUUGUCCGGUGCCUGUGCCAGACAAGGGUAUUGGCGCGCUGAUUCACCAAUUCAAGCGAUACAUGAUGGAUCUUGGUGUGAUUGCACACGACACGCAACCAACCACACCACCAGCUGGACCACCAAAACAAGUUCAAGAUGCCUCAGCACUCGUUGACAAACGCAAAGAAGAACUGUCGAGUGCUGAAAAAGAGCAACAGGACAUGACGUCUGAUCUUGCACAAUCCUACGCGGCUGAUGUACCAGCAGCAUUGAAAGAUGCACUACGGCAUCUCACCGGUCAAUGCUUCUCGACGCGUCUUGGCGAUUACGAUUAUGAAGUAUGCAUGAUGAAGACGCUAUACCAGAAAUCCUCAUCACACGGCAAUACCCUCGUUGGCACAUUCGAAUCUCUCAAACGCGUUGCUGAGCCUGUCCAGGACGGUGCCUUAUUUGGAACGACCUUGCAAUUCUUCUUCACCCAUGGAACACGAUGUUGGAAUGGACCGGAACGCAGUGGUCGCGUGGAUGUUGAAUGUGGCAAGAGUAAUCAUCUCGUGAGUGUGCGUGAAGCGCAGAAAUGCGAGUAUGUGUAUCGUGUCACGUCACCGAUUGCCUGUUCCUUGCAGCAGCAACAGGUCGUGAAGGAUGAGUUGUAG